AUGGCUUUGCCUGGCCGCAGGUCCAAGAACCCCAAGACACUGGCUUUCCUUCUAGUGGGUGUGACUUUCGUGGUGCUGCACCAGUGGUUUCUCCAGGAGCCCAUGCAGAAGAACAUUGAGGUCCCCACCGCUGCUCCCCUGUCUUCUGCGGCAGCGGUGCAGCUGUCGCCACGCCUCCAGACGCCCCCUUGCGUGGCCAACGCCUCUGUGAACCUCACGGCCGGCUUCCAGGAGCUGCCGGCCCGGAUCCAAGACUUCCUACGCUACCGCCACUGCCGCCGCUUCCCGCAGCUGUGGGACGCGCCCCACAAGUGCGCGGGCCACCGCGGAGUCUUCCUGCUGCUGGCCGUGAAGUCUUCACCCGCGCAUUACGAGCGGCGGGAACUGAUCCGGCGCACGUGGGGCCAGGAGCGCAGCUACGGCGGGCGGCAGGUGCGUCGCCUCUUCCUGCUGGGGACCUCUCCUCCCGACGAGGCGGCGCGGGAGCCUCAGCUGGCCAGCCUGCUGGACCUGGAGGCGCGCGAGCACGGCGACGUGCUGCAGUGGGACUUCACGGACACCUUCCUCAACCUCUCGCUCAAGCACGUGCACCUGCUGGAGUGGACAGCCAAGCGCUGCCCGGGUGCGAGCUUCCUGCUCAGCUGCGACGACGACGUCUUCGUGCACACGGCCAACGUGGUGCAUUUCUUGGAGGUGCAGUCGCCCGAGAGCCACCUCUUUACUGGGCAGCUCAUGCACGGUUCUGUGCCCAUCCGCGACAGCUGGAGCAAGUACUUCGUGCCCCCGCAGCUCUUUCCGGGCAAGGCCUACCCAGUGUACUGCAGCGGCGGCGGCUUCCUCCUGUCCAGCCGCACAGCCCGGGACCUGCGCAGCGCGGCGCUCCAGGUCCCGCUUUUUCCCAUCGACGACGCCUACAUGGGCAUGUGUCUGAAGCAGGCCGGCCUGGCGCCCAGCCCCCAUGAGGGCAUCCGGCCCUUCGGCGUGCGGAUGCCGGGCGCGGAGCGCUCGUCUUUCGACCCCUGCGUGUACCGCGAGCUGCUGCUGGUGCACCGCUUUGCGCCCUAUGAGAUGUUGCUCAUGUGGAAGGCGUUGCACAACCCGCAGUUGCACUGCAGCCGCAGACACCAGGCAGGGCCUCCCGAGAGCAGAAAGCUGGGGAGCUGAGAGUGCGUCUUCCGAUCUGGACCCCGAUGCACACUGAUAUCACCCUGAGGGUAGUUCUGGAAAGCACUAUAUCCUAGCGCGUGUUCCUGGCCUCCACGUCAGGGGUUCUGGCCCUGUUGAUCAGGGGUGUCUUCAGACGUAGGUGUGUUUUUCUUAAUUUAAGCUAACUCCUAGACCUCUGGGGCUGGGAAUAUCUGUUUAUCCUCACAUACCAGCCUUCCCUGGGAACCUGUAUCCAUUCAUUGUGGGCAGCAAGAGAGGCAUGACUGCCAAGAUCAAUGUUAGCUGAGGGGAGCUUCCAGGAGGCAGUUUACACUCGGAACGAAGCCGUGUCUGGCAGCCUUGCUUCCACGACACUCCAGGAAUCUUGGAGUUCAAAGCAAAGCUCCUCGAGGGCAGCAGCGGGAGGAGUCAGCGUCGCGGACACCUUUCUGCAGCCCUGACUGUGAACUCCUAGUAGCUACGGAUUUGCUUUUCCACCGCUUUUGGAAAUGCUAUCUGUCCCAAUGGCGUGGAGUGUUAUCUGUGAGAACCCUGUACUGGUUUUGGUUUUCUAUUGCUGCUCUAACAUUCUCACCAAGGCUCAAAGCCUAGGAACAAGCCCACUCAUCCUGUAGUUCUCAGACAACACAGGUUCUUCUCAUUAAGCUAAAGCCAAGGUGUUGGUAAAACCGCCUUCCUUCCUGGGUAUCCACACACCCCACUUUAUUCCCUCGCUUCUAGAAGAGGCCUCCUUCGUCUUCAAAACCAACCAUGUUACAUUUCUCUACAGUCAAACUUCUGACUAUUCUUUCUCUGCUCUCUUUCCCUGGAGCUAAAAGCCAGGUUCACCUGGAUGACCCAGGCUUAGCUUGUGUCUGUUUGUUUAAGACAAACUCCCACAUAGCCCAGGCUGCCCUGAAACUUGCCAUGAGGUAGGUCAAGCAUGAGCUUGAAUUCCAGAACCUUCUGCCGCCCUUCUCUCAAAGGGUGGAUUACAGGUUUGUCUCCACACCCAGGCAAUAUCUUCAUGUUUUAAAGCCAGCUCCCUAGCGAUUCCAUAGUUCAUCUUGUUGUUCACACGUAACCUAUUUUAGUCACAGAUUCCAGGGUUUGGGGGUAGACAUACUUGGAGGACCAUCGGCUCUGUCUGUCACGAUGCCAGUUAAUAAUAAACGAAGGAAAUGAACACGUGACAGAUGCGCUUUCUUCUCAGCAAACAGUCCUGAUGCCCACUCUCACGGUGGACAACUGGGCAUCACCAAUCCAAAAGUUCCUGCUAUGGAGCCUUGUUCUCAGUUCCCUGGAAGAAAAUUGUCUCCAUGUUUUAGGUAAGGAUAUUAAGAGUCUGGCAUUUCAGGACUAGAGAAACAGCUCAACUGUUAAGAGUACUGAGUUCACCCGGUGGUGGUGGCUCACGCCUUUAAUCCCAGCACUCGGGAGGCAGAGGCAGGUGGAUCGCUGUGAG
Messenger RNA from Myodes glareolus (Bank vole), 2611 nucleotides. RefSeq names its product UDP-GlcNAc:betaGal beta-1,3-N-acetylglucosaminyltransferase 6 (gene B3gnt6). Gene Ontology annotation, molecular function: UDP-glycosyltransferase activity; galactosyltransferase activity. Gene Ontology annotation, cellular component: Golgi membrane. Gene Ontology annotation, biological process: protein O-linked glycosylation; poly-N-acetyllactosamine biosynthetic process. Lineage: Eukaryota; Metazoa; Chordata; Mammalia; Rodentia; Cricetidae. The record is from RefSeq and is a predicted model, not a curated record.